CUAAUACUGACAUACUUACUGCCAAAUUUAUCUUCGUUCCUCUAUCACAUACUUGCUUCUACAUCCAUCUAGACGAGUCUCAUAUCCUUUUAUACUACUAUCAUCAACGACUCGCAAUGACUGGUAUCGUCAACGGAAAUGCCAACGGCGGUAGUGUCUCUCACGAGCUCGCUCCUGGACACUUCCUCUUCACCUCCGAGUCUGUGGGCGAGGGUCACCCUGACAAGAUCUGCGACCAAGUCUCAGAUGCCAUUCUCGAUGCGUGUCUCGCUCAGGACCCCUUUUCCAAGGUAGCCUGUGAGACGGCCUCGAAAACUGGUAUGAUCAUGGUCUUCGGUGAGAUCACCACCAAAGCUCAGGUCGACUUUCAAAAAGUCGUCCGUCAAGCGAUCAAACACAUCGGAUACGACUCUUCUGACAAGGGGUUCGAUUACAAGACCUGCAAUGUGCUCGUUGCCAUUGAACAACAAUCGCCUGAUAUCGCUCAAGGUCUCGACCAUGGUAGCUUGGAGGACAUUGGUGCCGGUGACCAAGGUAUCAUGUUCGGCUAUGCUACGGACGAAACUCCCGAGAUGAUGCCCCUGACCAUUAUGCUCUCGCACAAGCUCAACGCCGCAAUGGCCGCUGCUCGUCGUGACGGCUCUCUGCCAUGGCUUCGGCCCGACUCGAAAACUCAGGUUACCGUGGAGUACAAGAAGGAUCCAUCCGGUGCCGUCAUUCCCGUUCGUGUCGACACCGUUGUCAUCUCGACUCAGCAUGCCGAAGAAAUCUCCACUGAGGAUCUACGAAGCGAAAUAAUGGAGAAGAUUGUACACAAAGUCAUUCCCAAGAACCUACUCGAUGACCGCGUCGUCUACCACAUCCAGCCUUCAGGACGUUUCGUCAUCGGUGGCCCUCAAGGUGAUGCCGGUCUUACCGGAAGGAAAAUUAUCGUCGACACGUACGGCGGCUGGGGUGCCCACGGUGGCGGUGCUUUCUCGGGCAAGGACUUCAGCAAGGUCGAUCGUUCGGCUGCUUACACUGCUCGGUGGAUCGCCAAAUCACUCGUAGCCGCUGGUCUCGCACGUCGAUGCCUCGUUCAGCUGUCUUACGCCAUUGGUGUUGCCGAACCUUUAUCCAUCUACGUCGACACUUACGGUACCGGUACCAAGCCUGACGCGGAGUUGGUCCAUGUGAUCCGCAACAACUUUGAUCUUCGUCCCGGUGUGAUUGUCCGCGACUUGAACCUACAGAACCCAAUCUACUUUAAAACGGCUUCAUACGGUCACUUUGGUAACCCCGAGUACACUUGGGAACAGCCUAAGAAGCUCGUCUUUUAGGCGGUUUCCUUGAUCACAUUUUCGCCUUCUUGUCCCCCCUUCCCCUUCCCCUUCCAAAAUGGGUAACCUCUGGUCCCAUGCGCGAGUUCCACCUCGUGUUCGCCCUCAUCUCGAUUUGCAUCAUCAUUGAUACCCACAUACGAUUCCCAUUUUGUUUCAAGCAUCAUACCCAUAGUGAUGUCCUCCUUCCGGUCUUUGGCUAGAGGGGGAAAAGUAGAAGUUUCAGGUAGAGGUUUACGGUCCGGAUUAGAGUCCGGUAAAGUUGUUUGGUUGUUAUGAAUGCGCUCAACCGCCACCAUGU
Tremella mesenterica DSM 1558 is the source of this 1620-nucleotide messenger RNA. RefSeq lists its product as uncharacterized. The record is from RefSeq and is a predicted model, not a curated record. Gene Ontology annotation, molecular function: ATP binding; methionine adenosyltransferase activity. Gene Ontology annotation, cellular component: cytosol. Bases 117 to 1319 code for a protein of 400 amino acids. Gene Ontology annotation, biological process: S-adenosylmethionine biosynthetic process. The transcript is spliced from 5 exons. NCBI's taxonomy places the organism in Eukaryota, Fungi, Basidiomycota, Tremellomycetes, Tremellales, Tremellaceae.